This is a messenger RNA of Pectinophora gossypiella (pink bollworm), 1107 nucleotides long. RefSeq names its product fez family zinc finger protein erm-like. Gene Ontology annotation, molecular function: DNA-binding transcription factor activity, RNA polymerase II-specific; RNA polymerase II cis-regulatory region sequence-specific DNA binding. The transcript has a single exon. Gene Ontology annotation, biological process: regulation of transcription by RNA polymerase II. The record is from RefSeq and is a predicted model, not a curated record. The coding region runs from base 1 to 1107 and encodes 368 amino acids. NCBI's taxonomy places the organism in Eukaryota, Metazoa, Arthropoda, Insecta, Lepidoptera, Gelechiidae.
AUGCAGCCGUUCCAGUCCAGCGCCCGCGCCGACGGCCCGCGGGAGUCAUCCCCGGAGCGAGCGAAGUCCCCAGACACCCCGACACCAGUCCUCAACUUCUCCAUCGCCCGGUUGAUGGAACCUGAUAGGAAGAAGUCUACUUCCCCUGAACCUCCUAACAACCCGAGCUUUCUAUCCUACGGAGCGCAGUUACUGGACUCUGCCUUCAAGCAGUACAUUCCUGCCGCAAGAAGGCAGUUAGUUUCUCACUACCCGUUGUUGUAUUACGGGCCGGAUUUAGUGUCUUUAACUUAUGCUCACCAGUUGCACCUUCCAAGGCCGCCACCAGCUCCGUCACCAGUCCAAAGGCCUGCAAGUCCUAGACCUCCCGCUGUAGAUACUGUAUCUUCUACCACUGGGCCUUCCUCCUCGCCAGCUAAGAAUAAAAGCUUCGCUUGCGGGGAUUGUGGGAAGGUGUUUAACGCCCAUUACAACCUGACGAGGCACAUGCCCGUCCACACAGGAGCGAGGCCGUUUGUCUGCAAGAUUUGUGGCAAAGGAUUCCGACAAGCGUCCACUUUGUGUCGUCAUAAAAUCAUCCAUACUUCAGAAAAGCCCCACAAAUGUUUGACUUGUGGAAAGGCGUUUAACAGAUCCUCCACUUUGAACACCCAUGCGAGGAUCCAUGCGGGGUACAAGCCGUUCGUCUGCGAGUUUUGUGGGAAAGGGUUCCACCAGAAAGGGAACUACAAGAACCACCGUUUGACCCACAGCGGGGAGAAGGCGUACAAGUGUUCCAUUUGCAACAAAGCCUUCCACCAAAUAUACAACCUAACAUUCCACAUGCACACGCAUAAUGAAAGAAAACCGUUUACAUGUAGCAUUUGCGCUAAGGGGUUCUGCAGAAACUUUGACUUGAAGAAGCAUACGAGAAAGCUUCACUUAGGAGUUGGGUCUAACAAUGACUCUUCAGUAGAUACCCAGGAUGAAUCGACGCAGGAAGCGAGCACUAGUCCAGAAGAAGCCAGCAGAGUGGCAUUCAGACCCUUUCUCGGGUCUUCGUACCCUAGAAUCCUGGAUCCGUCUAGAAUGACCACUCCUAACACAUUCUUCUCGAAACUAUUGUGA